AUCAAGUGUGUCGACUCGUUGAAGAGUCGAACAUCACGCUUAAAAGACGGACAGACGGAGCUAGGCGCUGCAAAGGAAAACACAAACCCAGACCGGAUCAUGAGCGCUCCAAGAUCGCGACACGAACCAGCGGCCUCCGCUGUUACCGGGCCGGACUCCUCCGGUGAUAGGAAGCCGGGUGGAGGCGCGUUGAAGCGGCUCAAACCCCGACGGAGUCAGGCGGACCGGCGGCCCGCUACCGAGGAGGAGCUGCGCGGUCUGGGGAGAGCCAUCACACCGGAGGAAGUGCUGGGGCUUCGGGCAGUCACUCGGGAUUAUCUGUGUAAGCCCGAGGACAAUGUGUACAACAUUGAUUUCACACGCUUCAAAAUCAGAGACUUGGAGACAAGCACAGUGCUGUUCGAGAUCGCCAAGCCUCCACACUGUGAUUUGGACGAGGAAGAUGAGGAAAAUGUAGAUGUGGACACAAGCGCUGGACGUUUUGUUCGAUAUCAGUUCACUCCAGCAUUUCUAAAACUGCGCACAGUUGGAGCAACUGUCGAGUUUACUGUAGGCGAUCGGCCUGUGAACAAUUUCCGGAUGAUUGAAAGACACUACUUUAAGGACCGCCUUCUGAAGAACUUCGACUUUGAUUUUGGUUUCUGCAUCCCAAACAGCCGCAACACCUGUGAGCACAUCUAUGAGUUCCCACAGCUCCCAGAAGACCUCAUUCGUCAGAUGGUGGAGCACCCAUAUGAGACGAGGUCAGACAGCUUCUACUUUGUGGAUAACAAACUCAUCAUGCACAACAAAGCAGAUUACGCUUACAAUGGAGGCCAAUGAUGCUACUGAAGAGUUCAGAGCGUACUUGUGAAUGUGUAUGAGCGAACGAGUGUGUGUGUGUGUAUGUGUGUGUGUGUACGGUAUAACAAUAGGACCACCCCUUCACUAUAAACAUGUCCAUCUUUCUCUCACACACUCCUGCUCAGUAACUGGACAGCGUAUCCCAACCUUUUUAUUCCACUCACUGCCUUCACUGCCGAAGACCGGAACCACUCGCCUCCUCCUGCUCCAUACACUUUGCUCAUAUUGAGGAAUUAUUUAUACCUCACACCCACCACUGUGUGGGACCCACAUUAGAAACAACUUUUCUAGCAGGUCAUCUCCUUCCAUCCUACAUUACGUUUGGCUUUAGCUGUGGAGUCAUGAACUUCUGUUACUUUUCAUAUGGGCAGUAGAGAAUGAACAGCUCAAAUUAGCAUCAAUGUUUUCUUUUCUCUGAUCAGAUCUGCUUGGUUUAGCGUGCCUUCUCUAAGCCCCACUCACUUAUGUGAAGCAUCAAUAACUACGGAAGAACAUAAGUGGGUGGAGUCUGGAGAGGUCAAGUAGUAUGGAAACGGUCUAAACAGAAUUGAGCUGACUGAUAGAUUUGUUCUUGCUCUAGACUUGAGCACAGGUGUGUGUUUUGGUAUAAUGUCAUCUUUCUUAUAUUUACUUCUCACUCUGCAUAUUUUUAAUGUUUAACCUUGUUUUAAGACACCUAUUCAGAGCUAAUGAAUGGUGUUAAUAAUCUGAUAUGUGAUAAGUUUUUAGAAGACAAAUAUCAACAGAGUUUAAUCGAUUUAUGCACUAAAUAUUACAUAUCAAGAAGUCAAAAAGUAAAGGAACUAAGUUUAGUUUCUUGGCGUUUAUCAUUAACCGUGUGAAAAUAAAAGGCUGUGUCUACACAGCAGAUUUCCACACCUCACACUGCUCCAAUUUCACAUGGCUAAUGCUAAGAAAACCAGGCCAUCAGACUGCAUUCUCCAGGCAUGGAGACUGUAGAGAUAAGAGCUGGGCUUAGAUUGCAUUUUCGAAGGUAUAUUUCAGGGUUUUCUUAGUCAAAUAAAGCACCUGACCAGUCAUUUGCAUUAUAUGUCAGUGAAUUUUGAGAAGUGUUCUUUAAGGCCAGGAACAUGUGUAUAAAUUACAGUUUGUUUAAAUAGACUUAACACUACAGAGAGAGUGCUUAUGGACUGGGGUGAAAUCUUUUAAAGCCUCAGGAAAAAGGGUUUCUUAAAACAUAAUUUGCCAAAAUACGCACCUCUGCACCCUUUAGCUAAGUAGCAGUAUUUUUCUAGUGCAAGCUAACAGCUAUCCUAGGUUUCAAAAUGCUAGCUAGCUUGCUAGGUAUAAAAUUUUGCAUAGUGCUAGCAUGCUAAUUUGAAGAUUUUUGAAGUUUUACCAAAAGCAGAUCAGAGAUUUUUUUUUUUCCAUUUUAUCCUCUCAGUGCUGUUGUGUAAAUGUUUGCAGACGUUUAGUGCUGGUUUUUAGGAGUUUUUCUGGUAUUUUCCAACCUCUCUCUGAGUACUUAUCUCAGGGAGCUUGGGCUCCAUCUGUGUUUGACGUUUGUGAGUGCCCUUAAUGUCAAAGACAUCUGUCGGUUUUUUUAUUUUCUGUGUUUUUUCCCUCACUUGUGCUGAUUUAGUGUCUAAUGCAGAAGUUUAGCUGCUCAGAACAUCCACAUUAUGCCCAGUUUACAAAAGCUAAAACAGACUAGCGUCAUGCACAGGGUAUCUUAGCAUGGUACCUUAGCAGGUGCUAUCCACCUUAAAUCUAGUCAGUUCCUCUAGUAUUUCUUACUCUUUCUAUACAUCUUAAGUCGAUUUAAUCAAGUUUGAUUAGAAGACCAUAUUGCUAAAUUCACAUGCAUAUCUAAACUAUCUCAUAAUGAGAAAUAAUAUAAAGUUAUUUAAACUUGAUAAAGAGGAUUUUACUUGACGGUCAAUUUCUGCAGUGUGGUGAGCUGCAAUGGCCACUGUUAUUGUCAAAAUGAUUCAUUUUAAAACAGAGGCGCAUGUAAACUGUUUUAGCGAGCUAAUUUCACUAGCAGUGCUUUUCCCCGGUUUGUUAUUCUGAGCUGUAGUUGUCUUUUGACUGUUAUCUAUUUACUCUUUAAAAGAAUGGCCUACGUUUUGGCUAAUGUUGCUAACGUUAAAUGGAACUAAGCAACCACUUAGCAUUAUUUUUUUUUGUGUCAUGUUAGCUGGCGGCUGCUUAUUUUUAAUGUUUUGUCAGCAGAAAUAGCUUUUUGACUGAAGCAAUCCCUUAAGAUACAGGUGUAAAUGCAUGCUAUUUUUAUUCCUUUUUUUGUGUGUGUUUUAGUGAGAGACCUUUUCCGUUGUUCUACAUGACACUAAAAUUUUAAUCGAAUGAAAUCAGGGGUGAAUCGUAGUUCACAGAUUUUUAAGAGAUGGUAGGGUGAGCAUUGCUUUGAACGUUUUUUUUUUUUUUUCUUUCGUUCACUCUUCUUAUAUUUUAUUUGAACAGUGCUUUUUGAAAACUGAAUCUGUUCUCUGUUGUUUCUGAAGUGUCCUUAAAACAAACAGGGUGUCCAGUCGGUCAUUCUUUGCUGUAGGGCUGUCGUACGUGAUGGACAAAAUUUUGCAUAUUUUUAACACGGUAUUGACUCAAUAGUGUGACCUGGUUUCAAAGUGGACUUCCAACAUUUUUUUCCACAUUUCUCUAUAUAGUUCAAUGUUUGAAAUGAACACAUGAAGAGUGGAUUAUGCUUCAACACAGAGGAACUUACUGACUUAGAAUUCUUUACAGUAGGGGUGAUAACCACAGCAGAACUCAAGCCUUUUUAUUUACUUUCUAAACCCAUCAGUUAACAACAAACUCUAAGGAAAGUCUGUUCACUCUGUUCAUCAAUGCAAAGCUGUCAGUUAGUUAUCUCUAGUUAUAUGAGACCAGCCUCCCAUUUCUUUGAACGGAGAAAGACCAAAAUACUGGAAACUACGUCAAAUUAGGUCAAAUUACGGUUUUAUGAACAAAUUUUAGGAGAAAAUAUGAUAAAACCCUCAUUAACCCUUUCAGACCCUGUAUCAAUUACAGUGGACAUCAUUUAGUUACCUUUUUCAAAUUCUGUUGUCCAUCAGAAUAGAUCAUAAAUCAGCCAAUGAAACAGUAGUUUAACCCCGCCCACUGCACUGGACAAAAAAAAAAAAAAAACACAAACAAAUCAGACAUUAGGGCAUGUUGGCACUACAAAACAAAUGAGACAAGCUCAUUUUUUGUGAUUUUGAACAUUUUGUUAUCAUGUUUAGUUAUUUGGAUUUGUUUUAAUAUAGAUUUUAUAUUAGGAAAGUAGUGUCUUAUUUUGUGUGCAUUACAGACAGACAACAGCAUUCAUAUAUUUAUCUGAAACAUCAUUCAUGUCUGAAAGGGUUAAUCCUUUGCAGGAUUGUAAUUGUUUUGGCACUCUCUCACUCUGUGAAUGUUAUUUUUACAUGAUUGCAAAUAUCAGUGUCAUCAUGAUACCUGUUCUAAAUACCACAACCCUGCAGCAAAGGUAAUAUACAGAGAAACUCAGGCCGAAUUUGUAGCUGUCAAAUAACAAUCAUAAUAAUCUUAACAGUAAUCCUAGGAGUAGUGCUGGCUGGACGGGAUUCGGUUCUUAGGGGACAAGAAAAAUUUCACACUUCUGCUCAGUGAUAAAACUCUUGCAUCCGGACUGCAAUUGAAAAAACAGGAGGACCAGUGAGUUUUUUUUUUUUUUUGGCUUGCUCAGUCACAUAAUAUCAUGUUCAGUAGCUCCUCCAUUUCCACUCACUGUUGUGUUUAUGUGGAUCUCUGUGGAAACGCAUGCUCAAUGUAAAUUUACGGUGCUUAGCAGUGGACAAAUAGCUAUUUUAUUAAAAACUCAAAACUGGCAAAACUCAGAGAUGUGGAUCUGGACAGGACUAAAAUCGCCAGUUCAGCGAAAAACUGUAGUUAAAUCAGCAUGUAAUUUUCUCAAAGGACGUCUGAGAAAAACACAGACAUGGUCGGUCUGGAUGGGAAUAAAAUCACAGAGGACCAACCCCUAAAAGAGAAAGUUACCCCAGGACCCCAUUAGAAACUAAUCCUGUCCGGAUAGGGGGACUUUGGGUAUUUUAUUAUCAUAUAUUUUUAACUGGUUUGCCAAAUUUCAGCUAAAUCUUGUUUAUAUCAGUUACCUGCUCACUACACUUCAUGCACAAGAUGAGCUCUAAAAACAGACCCAUCUUUACAUUAAAAUAGUCAUUUUGUCACUUAACUAAGUAAGAUUUCAUCUUUUUCAGGGACCCUCUCAGCUCCUCUCAUUGGUUACUCACUUUAAUAGCUUGGUUUCUAGGAUGGCAGCCCACAACCAAGUUGUUUGUCACUCUAUUUACAUAGAAAUGCGGUUUGUUAGUGUUGCCUGUUUCUUAUAAAUAAACUGGAAAAUGAGUGUUUUUUUUUUUAUAUAUGCUGAAGAACAUAUUUUUUUUUUCUGCCUUACAUUUUCUCAAUCUUUGUUGGUUUUUGUUUUGUUGUUUUGUCUUACUUUGUUGUUGGUGAUGAUUCCUGUAUCAGGACUUUAAAUAUCUAAAUCCUUACCAACCCCAGGAGCUAUUACUCACAAACUCCCAGCAGAUCAGAUCAUGAACGCAGUGUACGAUGACAAGGGCUCGCAGAUGUGGCGUUUCCGUUACAGGUUACUGAAGUUAUGAAUUCUUGUGGAAAAGCAGAUCCCGACUCAAUCCCAAUAUUGACCAGUUUAGUGUUUACCAGACACGCCCAAUCUGUCAGCUGAUUGUAUGCCCACAUGGAGGAAAAAUGCAAAUACAUGUUGCAGUGUAUGAAAAUGUCUUUAAUGUUUGUACCAAUUUUUAAAAUACAUUCACUGUUCUAUAUGUGAAGAAAAGUCAUGAUUUUUACAUUUGAAAAAUAUUUUGUCUUUGAGGUGCUUCACAUCUUAAAAAGAAAAUAAAAUUUAAAACAUUUAUAUUUGAGAGAGAAAAAAAAGAUGUUUAUCCUGAAAAAGGAGACACAGACUUUUAUAUUUUAAAAAAGUCUUGUCCUAAAAACCUCAACAUGUGAAAAUUGAAAAUUGUGAUUUGUAUAUAUGUUUUAAAUUUUAUGUUUAUCUCAUAGGAAUACAAAAAAAACUUUUAUAUUUUGGGGAAAAAUAUAAAAAAAAAGAAGUCAUAACUUUUACUUGAAAAAAAUGUUAUCUCAUGAAAAAAACAAAAGUCAUGACUGUUAUAUUAAAAAAAAGAAAGAUAAAAUAUAAGUCAUGAGUUUUAUGGUGUGGCAAAAAAACUGAGAACACUUAAAAAGUUAUAACUAUAUAAAAGAAAAAAAACACUAAACCCUGCCUGUGCAAGAUGACAAACAUUGUCUUACCUUCUUUGUACUGUUGGAAUGAAGUUAUGCCCAUAUUCUUCUUUAUUCAUAGUUUUAUCAAAAUUGUAUUAGCGAAGUUCACAUUAGAACUUCAGCUGUCAGUUGGAUUGACUUUUGUGUGAAUUCUGGUUAUUUCUUAAAAAAAGGGAAUAAAUAAAUAAAAUAAAACACAUUUCAUUACAAGCUG
Astyanax mexicanus (Mexican tetra) is the source of this 6337-nucleotide messenger RNA. RefSeq names its product unc-119 homolog 1 (gene unc119b). Gene Ontology annotation, cellular component: cilium. Gene Ontology annotation, biological process: cilium assembly; lipoprotein transport; nervous system development. The record is from RefSeq and is a predicted model, not a curated record. Gene Ontology annotation, molecular function: lipid binding. The coding region runs from base 100 to 822 and encodes 240 amino acids. Lineage: Eukaryota; Metazoa; Chordata; Actinopteri; Characiformes; Acestrorhamphidae. The transcript is spliced from 5 exons.